AUGGAUAGAAAAAAUGACGAAGUAGAUGUUAGGAAUGUGUAUAAUUGGGUUCUGAAUCGAUUAAGAUUUUCUUAUCAAGAAAAAUAUAAUAUAGAAGAUAUAAUUGAGCGAAAUGAUGAAGAAAAUAAAGAAGCUGUAGAAAAUUUUUUGAGUAAAGGAGAAGAUGAUGUUUUAUUGUUUAACAUCGAAGAUAAUAAAAUAGUUUUAAAAAAAGAAGAAAAUAUAAAGUUUGAUGAUAAAAUUGUUUAUUUUCAUAAAUAUAUGAAUGGAUAUAUUAAAGAUGAAAAUAACAUAUUAUAUGGAAUCUUAUCACCAAAUAUAUUAGACACCUUAAAAAUAAUGCUUUUAAAAGUUAUAUAUCCAUUAUUUUUUAAUAAUAAAAAUAUAUAUAAAAAUAUAUGUAUAGAUGAAAUAAAUAAAUUUUCAAUGGAUUUUGAUGUAUAUAUAAAAGAGCUAAAUGAAUUUAUUUUAAUAUUAGAAGAUAUUAAAAAGGUGAAGAAACAAAAAACUUAUGAGUAUGAAAUGAUUUGUGAAAAAAAUGGGGCAAACAUAUUUAAUAAAAAUGAGAAUGAUGAGAAAAAAGAAAAUUCAAAUAUUAAGGGGAAUAAUAAAAGUGGAAAUGAAAUAGAGAAUAAGAUUCAAAAAAAAAAGACAGAAACAACAUUACUAACAAAAUAUUUAAAUAUUAUAGAAUGCUUAUUUAAUGAUAUGCAACAUAAAAUAGAAGAAUAUAAAAAAUGUAAUUUUGAUGUAGGACCAUUUAUUGAGAUUCAAUAUUGGAGAUAUAAACAUAGAUAUUUAUUAUUUAUUAUAGAAGAAUUAAAAAGUAGUGAAAUAAAAAAUAUAAUAAAUAAUAUAAAUAUAAAUAAUUCUAAUAAUGAAGAACAGAAAUAUGCAUAUACUUUUGAUAUAUUAAAUAAAUGGAGAGAAUUAGAAAUAAAAAUAGAAAAUGAAUAUAAUGAAAGUAAGGAUAAUAUAAAAUAUUUAGAAAGUAUUGAACAAUUUAUAUUAUCUUUAUAUUUAUGUAAUGUUGAAAAUAUUAUUGAUAACAUUCCUUCACUUUUAAAUUCAAUUAAAAUGAUUUAUUUGGUUGCACGUUUUUAUAAUACCCCGAAUAAACUUAACAAUUUAUUUAUCAAAAUUACAAAUCAGCUUGUUUUAAAAUGUAAAAAUGAAAUAUUUUUUGCAAAAAAAAAAAAAAAAAAAUAUUUUAGAAAAUCAAAAAGAAAUGACAAAAAAAAUAAGAAUAAUUAUGAAUAUACAGACAAAUCUGAAAAAUAUAAUAGACAAAAAGAUAAUGAUAAUGAUAGCAGCAAUAAUAUUAGUGAGGAUAAUUAUUUGGAGGAAGAAGGAAAUAAUAUAAGGUCAUCAAAUUUUAAGAAAAAUAAAAAAGAAUAUGACUAUUAUGGCAAACAUAUGAAAAAUAAGAAUGUUGAAAUGAGUUUAGAUGGAAAUAAUGAUUCUGAUGAAGAAGUGGAAAAAAGUGAUUCGUCUUUUGAUUAUAAUUAUAGUGAAAAUGAUGAACAAACUGAUCGAGAAAAUAGUGAUAGCAUUGGAGAGAACAUGAGUGAAGAAAUAGACAAAAAUAACAAUAAAAAUAACAAUAAUAAAAAUUAUGUAGAAAAUAUAAUAAAUAUGAAUUUUAAAAUGGAUGAAAUGACAAAAGAUAAAGAGAAAUUAUGGGAAUUAGACCCUGAUGAACUAAUAGAAAAAUUUGAAUUAUGUUUUAAAUUACAAGAAAAAUAUAAAGAAGAAUUUGAUAAUAUAAAAACCUUUUUUGAAAAUAACUCUAAAAAUAAAUCUGUUAAUUUGGAUACACAAGUUAUAUUUUGUAAAAUGGAUUUAUUUUGUAGACGUUUAAAAAAGUUGGUAGAUUUAUUUUUGUGUAUAAAACAAUUUAAGGAAUUAAAAAAAGUGAAAUUUAAUACGAUUCAAAAUAUAACAACAUCAUUUAAUAGAUAUAUAAAAGAGUUUAAAUCUAAGCAUGCUGAUGAUAUGUUAAAUUAUACAGACAAUUAUUUUGAUAGAGAUUUCGUUGAAUUAAGAGUUUAUAUAUCAGAAUUAGAAAGUGAUUUACAAGAACGUAUAAUAAAUUUAUUAAAUGGAAGUUCAAAUAUUAUGUUUUCAUUUUUUAUUUUUUAUAAAUUUAAAAAGUGUUUUAUGAGAGAUUAUUUAAUAAAUUUUUUACACACAACAUAUGAUAUUUUACUUUCCCAAUUUUUAGAUAUUCUUAAUUCGAUUAAUAAUGAUUUGGAACAUUAUAAAAUAAAUUUAAAUUCAAAUAAAAAUAUUAAUUAUCUUAAAAAUAUUUUCUGGAUAAUUAGUAUUAAUUACAAAAUUAAUCAUAUAAUUAAAAUAUUUUUAGAUGAAAAUAAUUUGAUGCUUAACUCUUCAAAUCAAGUCUCUUCUUAUUUUGAGAUGGCAAAUUUGAAGAAUUGCAAUGCUUUAAAGGGUUUUGAAAAAUCAUUAUUAAAUAUUUCAAAAGAAGUUGGAAAUUCAAAUGGAAUCAUAAAUGAGGAAAUAGACAAACAGUGCUGUGUAGAUGAAAGAAAAGAGACAGUAGGAUGUCGAAAUAUUUUUUUCGAAAUAAAUGAACAAGUUUUAAAAUUAUUAGAAGAACAUGAAAAAAAAAAAAAAAAUGACAUAAAAAAAAAAAUGGUAUCUGAAGAAGAUGGAGAGAAAGAAUGUAAUGAAGAUAAAUUAGUAAAAAUUGAAGAAUCUGAAAAUAAAAAUAAAAAAAUAAAAAAUAAGAUUUUUAAAUCUUCUAGUGGGAAAGAGGUAUUAAAAUUAUAUAUAAAAAUUUAUAAAUUUAUUGAAGAAUAUAAAAAUAAAUUAUUUAAACAUUGGGUUUUGUUUACAAAAAGUGUGAAUAGCUUAAAUGUUACUAUAUUUGUUAAGCAUCCUAAAACUCAAAAUGUUACAGUAAAUUUUGAUAACAGAAUUAAAAAAAUAAUUAGAGAAGCGAAAAUUUUUAUGUCUUUUAAUUUUGAAAUACCAGAAGAUAUAAAAAGUAUGAUGUCACAAGAAUCUAGAAUCUAUACUUUAUAUUAUAAGUUUUAUAAUAUAUUAAUAAUUGUAAAAAAAAUGAAAAAUAAUAAAAAAAAAGAUAUAGAAUACACAUUAAAGCGAUUUUUUAUAUAUAUAGAUAAACUGAUAGUACCAUAUGCUGUGAAAUAUACAUGGAGUAAUUAUGCUGUUGAAGAUUCUGUUGAUAAUUUAACAAAAGAAAUAAAAUAUUUUGAUGAAAAUAUAAAUUCAUUAUAUUAUAUAAUAGAUGAUCAUAUUAAUUAUAAUAUAAAAUCGCUAUAUAAAAUAUUAGAACACAAAAACGAGAAAUUUAAUAUAAAUAGACAGAAAAAAAAAAUAUAUAAAAAAAUGAUUUUAUGUAAUUCUAUAUCAAAGAAAAUACAAAUAGCAAUAUUUGAUCUUUUAAAUAAUAUACAAUAUGUGUAUAAUAAUAAAUUAAAAAGUAAAAUUACAAAAGAAGAAAUAACAAAUACAAGAAAUUUUUAUUACAACAUAUUUUUAUCUACUCUUAAAAAAAUUUAUUUAAAAAAUAUUAGAAAAGUAAUUAAUAAAUGGUCUUCAUUUAAUAAAUUCGAAGAAAAAAAAAGUGAUAGCAAUGAUAGUGAUAAAACAACAAAUACUUAUGAAGAUAAUUUUAUAGAAAUUUUGUUGUUGAUUCAUGAAAAUAAAAUUAUUAUAAAUCCGUCUAUAAAUAAUAUAAAAGAUGGUAUUAAAAAAAUGAUUAACAUUUUAAUAAAUAAUUUAAUAUAUGUAGAUAACUGGAUUGGUAAUGAUGAUUUAAUAAGCAAGUUUGAAAAAGAUGAUGAGUUCGAAAAUAAAGAAAUUGAAAAAAAUAAUAGAAAAAGUAUAUUUGAUGAGCUUUUAGAUUCUUCUUCACUUUUGAAAAAAAAUAGGAAUGAAGAAGAUAAUGAAUUUAACAUCGAAAGUAAUAAUUGUGUGUCUAAUUUAGAAUAUUAUUUUGAUUUUUAUGAAAAAAUAAAAGAAGACAAAAAUGUUGAAAAGGAACUUAUAAUGUUAAAUGAGAAAUUAAGUGGAUUUCAAAAUGUAGUGGAUAAUUUUAUUAAAAAGUUUGAUAAGUAUAAAUAUAUAAUAAACAAAUUUGAGAUGGAAAGAUUAAAAAAUUUGGAAAAACAAAAAAAUAUGCCCCCCAAAAUAAAAUCAGUAAAUAGCAAUAAUUAUUCAGUGGGUGAAAUAAUAUAUGAUAAAAAUAAUGAUGAAGAUGUUAAAAAGGAGAAAAAAUCUAUAUGUAUAGAUAGCGAUUCUGAACAAGGAAAAGAUAAAGUUGUGGAAAAAGACAAUGAUAAAAAUGAGGAUGUAGAUAAUUGUAAUUAUAGUAGUGAUGAAGAAUCUAGUGAUAAUUAUGAUGAUGAAUAUGAUCUAUAUAUUUACAAAGAAGAAGAAAAGAUAAAAGAAUAUAUUGAUAUAAAAAAAGAAAUAAAUAAUAUAGAAAAUGUAUAUAUAUUAAACGUAUUUAAAUUUAAUUUAGAAAAAUUUAAAAUGUAUUUAUUAAGCAUUAUUGAAAAUGAAGCAUUAGAAUGUGCCAACAAAAUUAUUUAUCCUGUAAAAAGAAAAAGUGAUUGGUUAAUAAAAAAAAUGAAUGGAUAUAAAACAAAAUUGAAAAAGAAUAUUGUAGAUAUUGAUUCUCUUUAUUAUGUAAUUGAUGUAAUAAAAAAAAUUCAUGUAUUUGAAUCAAAUAUAGAUAUAGUAUUAAAUCCGAUAUAUGAAAUGUUAGACAUACUUGAAUUUUAUAUGAACAACUUUUUAAAAAAACAAAUUGAUAGAUUUAAAAAUUUUAAUCAUUAUGAUGGUGAAGCCAAUGAUAUUUGUGGUAAUAACUUCUAUGAUAAUAAUGGUUAUCAACAAAAUUUUGGAAUAAAUUUAGAUAAAAAAGAUGAAAAAGAAUUUUCUAACGAAUUAAAUGAAUCAUAUAAUAAAAAUUUUAUAAACACAUUUAACAAAUUAAAUGUAAUGAAAAAAAAAUUUAUAAGUCUAUAUAGAAUUGAGGUAGAAAAAAAGAAUGUAAUAAUGAGCCAAUUUAACGAAUUAAUAUAUUUAACAAAAAAAGUAGAAGAAGAAAUACAAGAAAAAAAAAGUACUAUGAAAAAUGAUUUAAUAAAUAAUAUAUAUAAUUUUAAACAUAGUAUGCAAUUAUUUAGAACCAAUUUUCUAAAAAUGAAUUUUAAAAGUAAACAUGCAAAUCCAUUGACUGUUUUUGAAAUUUUAAAAAGAUAUAAAGAAGAAAUUAACAUUUUAAAAAAAAAAUAUAAUAGUUAUUAUAAAGGAGAAUCUAUAUUUGGAUUAAAACAUCAAGAACAUUCAGAUUUAUUUUUAAGUAUAACCGAAGUUAAUAAUUUUUAUUCUCUUUAUGAUUUAUAUGUGCAACUCAAAGAAAAAUUAAAUGAAUGGAAAAAUCUAAAAUGGAAUGAUGGAAUAAUAAAAAUAAAAGAAUUAAAAGAAGAAAUUUUAGUAUUUGAAAAAAAAUGUUCACAAUUACCUAAAAAUUUAAAAUCUAUUGUAAUAUAUAAAAAUUUAGUUAAAGAAAUUAUGUAUUUUAAAGAAAUCGCACCAAUAAUUGAAGAGCUUGAAAAAAAGACAAUUUUGAAAAGACAUUGGAUUGAAAUAAUUAAUAUAUUAAAAGAGAAGAAAAAAAAAGAAAUAAAUAUUAAGGAGAAAAAAGUUAAAAAAAAUAUGUCUGAAACUCAUAAAGAGCCGGAUUUAGUAAAAGAUAAUGUAGAACACUUUAGAGAUGGCACUACAUUAAAAGAUGAGAAAAAUAAUGGCGACAAUAUUGGGGAUAAAACUGGGAAUAAUAAUGGCGAUAAUAAUGACGAUAAAACUGGGAAUAAUAAUGGCGAUAAUAUUGGGAAUAAUAUAAGUGGAAAAAAUCAAACUGAAUAUGGUGAAGAAAUGGAAACAGAAAUUCUGAACGAUACAGAAAAAAUAAAUAAAGAAAAUAAACCUAUAGAAAAUGAUAUAAUGUUAGAUGAUGGGUAUUUAGAUGAAGAUGAAUAUAUAAAUAAUUUAAAUAAUCUUGAUUUAGAUAAUAUGGACUUUUUAAUUAAAGAUUUAAUAAAUGAAUAUUUAUUAAAAAAAAAAGAUGAUAUAUUAGAUAUAUGUGAUAGUGCAGAAAAAGAAGCUAGCAUAGAAGAAAAAAUAAAUGAACAAUAUAAAAUAUGGAAUGAAACUUGUUUUCGUUUUAGUAAAUGGAAGAAUAGAGAUUAUGCAUGUAUAUUGGUAGGUAGUAAAGUUACUGAAAUUCAAGAAAGUUUAGAAGAAAGUCAAAUAUUAUUGAAUAAUAUAAAUUCUACAAAAUAUAGCAAACCAUUUAAAAAUAAGUUAUCAAUACUUUUAAAUAAGUUAUCUGAUUGUAGUGACAUAGUUGAGAGAUGGAUAAAAGUUCAAAUGUUAUGGUGUUCAAUGGAGAGUGUAUUUACAAGUGGUGAUAUAGCUAGACAGAUGCCAAUUGAAUCAAAAAGAUUUCAUCAAAUAGAUAAAGAUUGGAUUAAUAUUAUUAACAUUGCUAAUGAAUCAUCUAUUGUUGUAGAAUGUUGUCAAAGUAGUAUGUUAAAAGAGCUAUUACCUAAUAUGCAAAAGGGUUUAGAAAGUUGUCAAAAAUCUUUAGAAUCUUAUUUAGAAGGAAAACGAAGUAAAUUUCCUCGUUUUUAUUUUGUAUCUAAUUUAGUACUAUUAAAAAUUUUAUCACAAGGAUCCGACAUAAAUAUUAUUCAAUCAGAAUUAAUAAAAUUAUUUGAUGCAAUAAAUUAUUUAACUAUAAAAAAUAUUCAAAAUAAAAAAAGAAUUGUAUGUAUUAAUAAUAAAGAAAAAGAUGAUAUUGAAACGGUGGAAUUAGGUAACCAUGUAACGAUUGAUGGAAAUAUAGAAAAUUGGUUAAUACUUUUAGAAAAAGAAAUGCAAAAGGCUAUAAAAAGAGAAUGUAAAUUAGGAGUAACUAGUUCUGCUCAAUUAUUUAAAAGUAUGAAUUUAAAAGAGUUUUGUGAUAAAAAUAUUGCACAAGUUUCUUUAAUAUGUUUGCAAGUUAUGUGGACAAAUGAUAUUGAAAAGUGUAUACAUAAAUAUAACUCGGAAAAAAAUAUAUUAAAAGUUACUAAUAAAAAAAUAAAUUAUAUUAUGUCUGAGCUAGUAAAUAUAUGUCUUUCUGAUUUAGGAACAAAAUUUAAUAGAACAAAAUAUGAAACUCUUGUUACUAUACAUGUGCAUCAAAGAGAUUUAUUUAAUGAAAUAUCUGGAAAAAUAAAAGAACACAAAAUAAAAACAUGUACCGAUUUUGAUUGGUUAAAACAAACCAGAAUAUAUUAUAAACCAGAAAAAAAUAUUAUUUUAAUAAGUAUAUCAGAUGUCGAUUUUAUAUAUUCUUAUGAAUAUUUAGGUAUAAAAGAAAGAUUAUGUAUUACCCCUUUAACAGAUAGAUGUUAUUUAACAUGUGCUCAAGCAUUAGGGCUAUGUUAUGGUGGAGCCCCAGCAGGACCAGCUGGAACUGGUAAAACUGAAACAGUAAAAGAUUUAGGAAGAACAUUAGGUAUAUAUGUAAUAGUAACAAAUUGUUCUAAUCAACACAAACAUAAAGAUAUGGCAAAAAUAUUUAAAGGUUUAUGUAGAAGUGGGUUAUGGGGAUGUUUUGAUGAAUUUAAUAGAAUAAACUUAGAUGUAUUAUCUGUUGUUGCUAUGCAAAUAGAAUCUAUUGUUACAGCAAAAAAACAAUCUUUAAAACAUUUUCUUUUUCCUGGUGAUUCAAAAUCAAUUAAUUUAAAUCCAUCAUCUGCUUAUUUUAUUACAAUGAAUCCUGGAUAUGCUGGUAGACAAUUACUACCAGAAAAUUUGAAAAUAUUUUUUCGAUUUAUUUCUAUGAUGGUUCCAGAUAGGCAAAUUAUAAUAAAAGUAAAAUUAGCAUCUGUUGGAUAUUUAGAUAUAGAUAAUUUGAGUAACAAAUUUAAAUCAUUAUAUAAUUUAUGUGAAGAACAAUUGUCAAAACAAAAACAUUAUGAUUUUGGACUUCGAAAUAUAUUAUCAGUUUUACGAACUGCUGGAGAUACAAAAAGAACAGAAGCGGGAAAUGAUAUUGAUGAAGAAAUACUUUUAAUGCGUACUUUAAGAGAUAUGAAUUUAUCUAAAUUAGUUCAUGAUGAUGUUUUAUUAUUUUUAUCAUUAUUAAAUGAUGUUUUUCCUAAAUUCCAUAAUAUUACAAAAAAAAAUUAUCAACUAAUAGAAGAAAAUGUAUUGAAAAUUAUUAAGAAUAAAAAGUUAUGUGCAAAAAAAAAAUGGAUUUUAAAAAUAUUGCAAUUAUAUGAAACAUCUUUAGUUAGACAUGGGUUUAUGUUAGUAGGAAAUACUUUAACUGGUAAAACAGAAAUAUUAAAUAUUUUGACAUCUGCAUUAUCAAAUGUAGAUAUUCUUACUAAAAUAAUUACACUAAACCCUAAAUCAAUAACAUCUGAGCAUAUGUAUGGGGUUAAAGAUAAUUUAAGUGAAGAAUGGACUCCUGGUAUUUUUGCUAAUAUAUGGGAAAAAUACAAUAACAGCAAUUUAAAAUAUAAUACAUGGAUAGUAUGUGAUGGACCAGUUGAUGCAAUUUGGAUAGAAAAUUUAAAUACAGUUUUAGAUGAUAACAAGAUAUUGACUUUAGCUAAUAAUGAUAGAAUUCCUAUGACAGAUAAUACGAAAAUAGCUUUUGAAGUAGAGAAUUUAAAUAAUGCUUCUCCAGCUACUGUAAGUAGAACAGGUAUAGUUUAUAUUUCUGACAAUGAUUUAGGAUAUAAACCUUUUAUUUAUAGUUGGUUAAGCAAAAUAAAAGAUAUAAAUGUUUAUGGUAAUACUUUAUUUACGAUUUUUAAUAAAUUAUUUGUUUUUUAUUUGGAUAAAAUUAAAAUUCUUCAAUUUUUAAGAGAAAAUUGUAAAUUUGUUAUGGAAGUAUCAGAUUCAAUUUUAGUUUCUCAAAUGAUCAAUUUGUUAAAUUCUUUAUUAGUUCAGUAUAUAAAUGCAAUAAACAAUUUUAUGUAUAACGAAGAUGAUUUAAAUAAAAUAUAUUUUUUCCCCGACUCAAAUGAAAAAAAAUUAUUGCACCAAAAUGGUACUACAUUAAUAAAACAGAAUCAUAAUGAAAAUAUGAUCAGUGAUUUAGAUAAGUCUGAGAAUUCUAUUAAUUUGGUUGGAACAAAAAAUAAAAAGGGUAAAGAUAUAGAUCUACAGAAACAAAAAGAGCAUACGCCUGGUUCUGAAAGAAACAAAUUAUUGUCUAAUAAAAAUAAUGAGAAUAAAACAUUGACUUUGAGUUUAUCUAACAAAAACCAGGCAUUGUCUAAUACUGGAAGUGGAAAACAGGAACCUAAAAUAAUUGAAAAAAGUGAAAAGGAAAAUACACAGAAAAAAUAUGGUGGUGAAAUUGAAAAAAGUGAAUAUAUUUCUAAGAAUGGUCAAACUGAGACAAAUGAUGGAGAAUAUGAUGAAAAAAUGGAAAACGCAAAUAAUUAUAAUCCUGGAUUUGAAACAAAAUAUGAUCAAAUAAAAGUUGAAGAAUGUGAAGAUAUAAUGAUAUACUGUAUAGUUUGGGGUUUAUGUGGUUUAUUAGAAUAUACAUAUAGGGUUAAGGUGCAUAAUUAUUUGUUAAAUAAUGUGAGUAGAUUGAAAUCAGUAUUAGAAAAAAAAGAAAAAUUAAAAAAAACAGAAGAAAAUAAUAUUUCUGAAAAAAUGAUUUAUAAUAAUGAUGGAGAAAAUGUUGUAAAUACCACUAAUUUUAAAGAUAAUAACUCUGUAAAAUUGGAAAACAAUAUGACUGAUAAAAAGGAUUAUGAUUCUUUUCUAGAAUCUGAAAAUGUUGGAGAUAUGGAUGAAGAUUUUGAAAACGAUAAAUGUCUUAUUUAUGAUUAUUAUUUUGAUAUGCAAUUAAGAACAUUAAGAAAGUUUAAUUUAUCAAUUUUCAAAAUGCCUAAAAAUAUGAACACAAUAUCUGCAAUAUUAAUUCCAACAAUCGAAACUGAUAAAGUAGAACAUAUAAUAAAAUUGAUAUCAAAUAUUCCUAUUCGAUCGCAUAAUUUGCAUACAUAUAAGAGUACAUUAUUAUUGGGUUCUACUGGAUCUGCUAAGACAUCGAUAGCUUUAUUAUAUACAUCUAAACAAGAUAAGAAUACAAAAAGAUUUAAUUUUUCAAGUGUGACAACUCCAGAAAAAUUUCAAUUAUUCAUUGAAUCUGAGUUAGAAAGGAAAACUGGAAAAACAUAUGGUCCAAUAGGAAAUACAAAAUCUAUUAUUUUCAUUGAUGAUAUGUCAAUGCCAAAAAUUAAUGAAUGGGGAGAUCAAAGUACAUUAGAAUUGUUAAGACAACUUAUUGAAUUUCAAGGAUUUUAUUUCUUAGAUAAAGAUAAAAGAGGAAAUUUUAAAAAAAUUAUAGAUUUAGAAUAUAUAGGAUGUAUUAAUCAUCCUGGUUGUGGAAAUAAUGAUAUACCUAAAAGAUUGAAAUCAAAAUGGUUUAAUAUUAAUAUUCCUCCAUAUAAUUUAAAUUCUAUAAAUACGAUAUAUGGAACAGUACUACGAACAAAAUUUAAUAAAAAAAGAAAAUUUUCUGAAGAAAUAAUUGAUAAUAUUGAUAAGAUUAUUUUAUGUACUAUUAAAUUAUUUGGUCGAUUAAAAAAAUAUCUUUUACCCGUGCCUUCACGUUUUCACUAUUUAUAUACAACAAGAGAUUUAGCAAAAAUAUUUAACUCAAUGUUAUUAUGUCCCCAUAAAACGAUAGAUAAUAGUUUAUAUAAUUUCUUAUGUUUAUGGAAACAUGAAUGUGAAAGAGUGUUAAUUGAUAAGUUAUCUAGAGUAGAAGACAAAAAAUAUUCUUUAGAUCAAAUAAAACAAAUAUUUAAACAAUAUUAUCCAUCUUAUACAGAUAUAGCAGAUAAAAAUAUAUAUUUUAGUUAUUUCUAUGUUUCUGAAAAAGAAGAACAAGAAUAUAUGAUAGAGAAUGAUUUAAUAGAAAAUGGUGACCAGGAUCAGAAAAAUAAUGGAGUAGUUGGUGGUAUAGGAAAUAAUAGUGGUGUUAAUUCAAAUAUUUCUGGUAAUAAAAAUGGAAUAAAAAAUUUGAAUACCGGAAUAGGAGCAUCUAAAAUAGAAGCAGGAGUUAACAAAAUGAACACAAAAAUUGGAAAUAAUGAUAAGGGUAAUACAGGAAUUAAUAAAAAUGAUAUAACAAUAGAAGAUAAUGAAGAAAAUAUAAAUAAUUUUUCAUUUAGUUGGAUGAAAAAAGAUUAUAAAAUGGUUUUCGAUUUUGAAAGAUUACGAUAUAUUGCUUACGAAUAUAUGAAAGAAUAUAAUGUAAAUAAUGUUAAGAAGUUUGAUUUCGUUUUUUUUGAUGAUUCAUUAAAGCAUUUAAUUAUUAUUAAUAGAAUUAUGCAGACUCCUAGAGGUUCAAGUAUGUUAGUAGGUGUAGGAGGAUCUGGAAAAAGAUCAUUAACAAAGCUUAGUGUAUUUAUAAGUGAACAGGUGUUAUUUCAAUUAAAUAUUACAAAAACAUAUACAAAGAAUUUAUUUUUUGAAGACUUAAAAAAUUUAUAUAUAUCAGCUGGGCAAAUGAAUAAAAAAACAACAUUUUUAUUAAGUGAUAAUGAUAUCGAAAAAAACGAUUUUAUAUUAGAACAUGUAAAUUCUAUUUUAUCUACUGGAUUAGUUUAUGGACUUUUUAUAAAAGAUGAAAAAGAAGCAAUAUGCUCUGAAAUGAAAGAAGCAUAUCUUAAAGAAAUGAAUAAAUAUAACCAAUCAUCAAAAAUGAAAGGAAAUAAAAAAAAACAAAGGAAUACAAAAUAUGAUUACACAUUAGACGAUUUAGAAAUAGACAAUGAUUCAAAUGAUUCACAAAUGAAAAGUGAUACAUCUUCAUUAAACAAUUUUGAUGAUUAUAAUUUUGACACACAAUAUGACAACAAAAAUAGUAGUAGUAUUAUUAGUAGUAAAGAUAUGAAAAAUGCAGGAAAUAAAAAAAAAGAUGAAAAAGUUGUAAAUGAUUUUAAUGUACCAUCUAGUGCAAUUUUUGAUUAUUUAUUAGAAAAUUUUAGAAAUAAUUUACAUAUAUUUUUAUGUUUUUCACCUAUACAUAAAGAAUUUGCUUUACGAUAUCAACAAUUCCCAUGUAUAUAUAAUUGUGUAACUAUAGAUUGGUUUUUAAAAUGGCCUUUAGAAGCAUUGGUUAAUGUAUCUACUGCUUAUUUAGAUAAUUUUAAUAUUGAUAUUGAAGAUAAUUUGAAAAGUGAUUUUUAUAAUUUAUUUGCUAUUAUACAUCAAAAAGUUUCAGAAACAUGCGAAACCUAUAAAGAAAGAAUGCGAAGAAAUACAUAUGUAACACCGAAAUCGUAUUUAACAUUUAUUAGUUUAUAUAAACAGAUGUAUGUAAAUAAAUAUGAUGAAAUAAAAUGUUUAAAAGAAAGUGUAGAUAUUGGUCUAAAAAAAUUAAAUGAGGCAGCUAUGGAUGUACAAAAAAUGAGAGAAAGUUUAACAUCUGAAGAAGAAAAAUUAAAAGAAUCAGAUGAACAAAUGAAUAUAUUAUUAGAAAAGGUAAAAAAUGAAUCAUUAAAAGCAGAAACACAAAGUAUUGAAGUUUCAAAAUUUAGAGAUAAAUGUAUUAAAGAAAAGGAUAUAAUAUUGAAGGAACAAGAAGAAGCAGACAAAGACUUACAAGAAGCAUUACCAUAUUUACAUGAAGCUGAAGAAGCUAUAAAAAGUAUAACAGCAAAAGAUAUAACUGAAUUAAAAAGUAUGAAAACACCAUCUGAUAUUAUAAGAAUAGUUUUUGAUGGUGUUUUAAUAUUAUUACAAGGGAAAUUAAAAGAACCUAAAAUAAACAUGAAAUAUGUAAAUAAGCAACAUGUGGAAUUUAUACAAGAUUCAUUUGAUGAAUAUGCCAAACCAUUAAUGGCUGAUAUUCGUUUUUUAAAUUUAUUAUUUGAUUUUUCAAAAAAUGAAAAAGAUAAUAUUAAUGAAGAAACUAUUGAAUUACUCAAGCCCUAUAUUGAAUCUCAUUUUUUUAAAACUCAAAUAGCAAAAAAGGCAUCAGCUGCUGCUGAAGGAUUAUGUAAAUGGGUUGGAGCUAUGGCUAUGUAUAACCAGGCAUCAAAAAUUGUAAAACCUAAAAUGAGUUAUUUAAAAAUUCAAACAGGGCGACUAGAAGAUGCAUUAAAACAAUUAGAAAAGGCUGAAGAUUCAUUACUAAAAGCUCAAUUAUUUGUAGAUAAUUUGAAAUUAGACAUUGAGAAUAUGUGUAAAAAGAAAAAAACAUUAGAAGAAACUGCAUUAAAAACGAAACAAAGAAUUGAACAAGCUAAUAAAUUGAUUAAUGGUUUAGCUAGCGAAAAAGCAAGAUGGACCGAAGAUUCAAAUAAUUUUUCUAAUAUCAAAAAAAAAAUAGUUGGUGAUGUAUUCAUGUGUUCAUCAUUUAUUUCUUAUUGUGGUAUGUUUAAUACUGAAUUUCGAAAUUAUCUUAUGAAUGAUGUUUUUUAUCAUUAUACGAAAAAUGUUAAAAAUAUUCCAGUUUCAUCUAAUAUAGAUGUAAUAAAAUAUGUGUUAUCUUAUGACGAUACAAAAAUUUGUGAUUGGAGUGUUCAAAAACUUCCAAAUGAUAAGUUAAGUAUCGAAAAUGCUUUAAUUAGUGAAAACAGUAACAAAUAUGGAUUACUUAUAGAUCCUCAAUGUCAAGCAAAUAAUUGGAUAAAGAAUAAAGAAUUUCAAAAUAAUUUAACAAAUCAAAGAUGUAUCACUACAUUUAAUAGUCCCAAAUUUAAAGACAAUUUAGAAUUUUGUUUAAGUGAAGGAAAAACAUUGCUUAUUGAAAAUGUCGAAGAAUAUAUUGAUCCUAUAUUAGAUUCAGUUUUAGAAAAACAAAUUAUUAAAAAAGGAAAAAAAAAUUAUGUGUUAAUAGAAAAUAAUUUAAUUUAUCUUGAUGAUAAUUUUAAUUUAUUUAUGACCACAAAUUUGCCUAAUCCUAGUUAUAGUCCGGAAAUAUAUGCAAAAUGCUGUGUUAUUGAUUUUACUGUUACAGUUAAAGGUUUAGAAGAUCAAUUGCUAGGAAGGGUAUUAACAGAAGAACAGAAACAUUUAGAAGUGUCUUUGAAAAAUAUUAUGAUAGAACUUAAGGACAAUACAAAAUCAUUGCAAGAUUUAGAUAAACAAUUAUUAUAUAAAUUAAAUACAAGUAGUUCAAAUUUAAUAGAAGAUGAAGAAUUAAUAGAAGUAUUAAAUAAUACAAAAGCAUUAUCAAAAGAGUUGGAAAUAAAGCUAAAAGAUAGUAAUGAAAAGAAAAAAGAAAUAAAUGAAAAACGAGAGCAGUACAGAAGUGUAGCAUUAAGAGGAAGUAUAUUAUAUUUUUGCAUAGUUGAUAUAACAAAUGUUAAUUAUAUAUAUAAUACAUCAUUACAUCAAUUUCUUGAGCAAUUUGAUUUAUCAAUUCAAAAAGCAGAAAAAUGUCAACAUAUAAAAAAAAGAGUAGAAUCAAUAUUGUCUACACUAACAAAUUUAAUUAUUAGUUAUAUGGAAAGAUGCUUAUUUGAUCAACACAAAAUUAUUUUCAAAUUAUUAAUAUCUUUGAAAAUAUUAUUAUAUGACGGUAUUAUAAGUAAUAAGGAUAUAAGUUUUUUCUUAAACCCUCUUUCUAAUUAUAAUCCCUCAAAUGAUAUAACUAAUGAAUUAUUAAAUAAUAAUAUAUUAAAUGGAAAUAUGGAUAUAAAAAAUAGGGGUAAAAAAGGAAAUUCUACUGAUGCAAAUAUGAAUGAUACAACAAAUGUCUAUUUAGCUAGUGAAGAAAAAGUUGCACCGAUUUCAAACGGAACAAAUAGUAAUGCAAGAAGCAACAAUAAUAAUUUGAAAAACACCAACAAUAAUAUUAAUAGUGAGAAAGGAAAUAUCGAAGAAUGUGAUGAUGUAGUAAACUAUAACACAGGAAAUAUAACUAUGGAUAAUAAUACUAUUAAUAAGAAUAAAAUUGAUACAAAUAAAAGAAAAUGUAAAAAUAAAGGAAGUUCAACAAAAUGGUUAUUUAAAAAUGAGAAACUUUAUAAAAAUAUAAAUUCAUUAUCUUAUCAUUCUUUUGGAAAUGAUAAAAAUAAUCGAUUUUUUUAUGACAUAUUAAAUGUUAUACAAUUAAAUGAAAAUAUAUGGAAAAAUUAUUAUGAUGUAUUAGAUAUUGAAAAUAGAGAUAUUCCUUAUUAUAAUGAUCGUUUAGAUUCAAGUAGUAAAAUAAGUUCUUUUAUAAAAUUAUGUUUAAUUCGUUGUUUAAGAGAAGAUAGAACAAUAUUAUGUGCAAACAAAUUUGUAGAUGAAGUAUUAAAUAGAAAUAGCGAUAGUAUAAAACAUGAGACUUUAGAAAAUAUAUUUUCUGAAUCAAGUAAUAGGAAACCAUUUUUAUUUUUAUUAUCUUUGGCUAGUGAUCCUACAAAUAUGAUUGAUGAUUUUGCAAAAAAAUUCAAAAAAUAUCCAACAGAUAAAAUAUCUAUGGGAGAAGGACAAGAAGUUAUAGCCAAAGAGAAAUUAAAAAAUGCGCUUAUAAGUGGAAAUUGGUUAAUAUUACAAAAUUGUCAUUUAAAUAAAUCUUUUAUUAUUGAAGUUUAUAAUAUGUUGAAAAGUCUAAAUGAGAUUGAAGAAGAUUUUCGUUUAUUUUUAACUUCAGAACCAGAUAAUGAAUUUCCUAUAUGCAUAUUACAUGGAAGUAUUAAAAUAUCAACUUCUUUAAGUCGAGGUAUAAAAAAUAAUAUGAGAAAAAUAUAUAAAGACAUGAUAAAAGAAGAUAUAAUAGAUAAAAUUGAUGAUGAAAAAUAUAGGAAAAUUAUAUAUGCUUUGGCAUAUCUUCAUUGUGUUUUAUGUGAAAGGAAAAAAUUUGGACCAUUAGGUUGGUGUGUACCUUAUGAAUUUAGUAUAACCGAUUUAUUUGCAUCAUUUUUAUUUAUCGAAAAACAUUUAUAUUCAACAUUAUUAGUGAAUAGACCAAUCAAUUGGGAAUCAAUUCAUUAUAUGUUAGCAGAAGUUCAAUAUGGUGGUAAAGUAACAGAUGAUUUAGAUCGAGAACUGUUGCUAACUUAUGUACAACAUUAUUUUAGUGAAGACUUAUUUAAAAGUAAACCUGAGAUUUCAGAUCAUACAAAUAAUAAUAACAAUAAUGCAAAUAUGAUUAAUAGCCUAGAUAAGAAUGUUCCUAGAUUUUCUGAAAUUACAAAUUUUGAUAAUUUUAUUGAAAGUUUACCAAAUAUAGACACACCGUCUGUUUUAGAUUUACAUAACAAUGCUGAGAUUACUUAUCGAGUUAAUGAAUCUAGACAAGUUUUAAAUUCGAUUUUAGAAAUUCAGCCUCGAGAUAUAGAUCAUGGGGAUGAGAAAAGUAUGGAAACUGUAGUAAAAGAAAUGUCUAUUGAAAUAUUAAAUAAACUCCCUGAGGAUAUAAAUAUUGAUGAUAUUAAAAAAAUGAUAUAUAGAAAAAAUAAAAAUCCUCAAUUAAAUAACCAAACAAAUCAACAAUUAAAUGUGACAGCCAACUUAAAUGGUGGUGGUAAAAAUUUUAAUAAUUUCGAAAAUAAUUUUUACAAAAAUAAAAAUAUAAAUGACAAUUCCUUACAAAAAAGUCUAUUACUAAAUAAUACAAUUGGUAAUAAUGCAAAUACAGGGAAAAAUACAAACACAUCUGAUAAUAGAUAUAAUAAAAAUACAGCUGGUAUUGCAAAUGAAAAUGAUAUAAUUUUAGAAAACUUAGAUAUAACAUAUUGGGAAUCGAAUAAUGAUGACACUAGUAUACAAUAUAAUUUUUCACCUUUACAAGUAUUUUUCUUACAAGAAAUGGAAAGAAUUCAAAAAGUAAUUAAUUUAGUUAAAACAAAUUUAAAUGAUAUUAUAAACGCUAUAGAUGGUUCUAAAAUAAUGGUAGCUGAUUUACAAAAUGAUACAAAAUGUAUAUAUUCUCAAUCAAUACCUAAACAUUGGAUAUAUGAUGCUAGCGAAACAGAAAUAUCUUGGGUAUGUAAUAAUUUAAAUCAAUGGUUAAAUAUACUUAAUUUAAGAUAUGAACAAAUUAUGAACUAUUUCCAAAAUGGUAAAUUGAAAUCAUAUUGGCUACCUGGAUUUUUUAAUCCUCAAGGAUUUCUAACAAGUAUGAAACAAGAGAUUACACGAUUAAAUAAAAAGGAUCAACUUUCUCUCGAUGAGGUAGUAUUAUAUGCUGAUAUUAAAAAUUUUGAUAUAGAAAAAAUAAAAGAAUAUCCUGAACAUGGGUUCUAUAUACAUGGGUUAUUUAUUGAAGGAUCAAAAUGGAAUUGGCAAGAAGGAAAAUUAGAAGAAAGUUCACCAAAAGUUUUGUGUGAAAAUAUGCCAGUUAUUCAUAUUACCGUUGUUUCAAAUAAAGAUAAAAAAAUCAAAUUUAUUGAAAAUAACAAGAGCAUGUUUUAUAACUGUCCAGUAUAUAAAUAUAAUGUAAGAACUGAUAAAUAUUUUAUUUUUAGAAUUCAUUUAAAAACCGAUGUCGAUCCUUCAAUAUGGAAAUUGCGUGGAACAUCUUUGUUAUGUUCCAAAGAUUAA
Molecule: messenger RNA, 17568 nt
Organism: Plasmodium yoelii
Lineage: Eukaryota; Apicomplexa; Aconoidasida; Haemosporida; Plasmodiidae
Product: dynein heavy chain, putative
Exons: 1
Coding region: 1-17568 (5855 amino acids)
Biological process (GO): microtubule-based movement; outer dynein arm assembly
Cellular component (GO): outer dynein arm
Molecular function (GO): dynein light intermediate chain binding; minus-end-directed microtubule motor activity; dynein intermediate chain binding
Source: RefSeq, a predicted model, not a curated record